Messenger RNA from Adineta steineri, 529 nucleotides. Lineage: Eukaryota; Metazoa; Rotifera; Eurotatoria; Adinetida; Adinetidae. The record is from the annotation of a GenBank genome assembly.
AUGGCAAGCCGACAAUACUCAGACUGGUUAUCGGAUCCAAUAUCGACCACACAUGGAAGUCAGUCAUCAGUCGAACCCAUUGUCUGGGCAGAUGAUGAUGAUAAUGAUGGAAUUGAUCAAAAAAAGACAUCUUUUGCGUGGUGUUGGUGUUUUAAAUGUUGUAUUCUUGGAUCAUUAGUCGCUGGAAUAGGUUUAGCUAUUGUACUCACAUUCUGGUUGACCUCAAAAACAGCAGCAACAGAAACUUCAAGUAUGUCCUAAUUAAAACUAUUGUUUUCAUGUUGUUUCUUUUGAUUUUUGGUUGCCAAAUGGUAUGAAAAGAUAGCUGAGUACAGUUUUGAGUUGAAUAAUAAUCUAUCAUGAGAUACAAAUGAUAAUUAUUGACUUUGCUAAUUAAUUAAAAAAUCGCCAGUAAUUAGACAAAGAACUAUCAUGAGUUAAUGAUCCAUUGAGAAUAUUACAUAUAUCGUUUUCCUAUUAGAUGUGAGUGUAGGUGUAAGUAUAAAUGUAGAUGUGGGUGCUCACUUCA